AUGGCUUCUCAAGAAUUUAUUGUAUUGUACACUCACCAAAAAAUGAAAAAAUCAAAAACAUGGCAAGAUGGAAUUCUGAGGAUUAGAACUGGUGGAAAUAAGGCUAUCUUGUUUGACGAUAAAGGACAAUGUUUGGAGAGUAUUUUUAUAAAAUCUCAGGUGAAUGCUGGUGAUAAUUUAGAAAGUGAACGAUAUUUGAUCACAGUUGAAGCAGUAAAAGCUAAUGAAAAAUCUCCUGAAGAUCAGCCAAGGAAAGCAGAAACUCCGGCAGUGGAUAGAAAUGCUGUAAAACCUGGUGUUCUGCCUCCAAGACAUCUCUCUGUCGGCUUGAAAAGGAAGUUUACGGGUUUCCAAGGGCCACGCCAAGUUGAAAAGAAAAUAUCAACAAUGGAAGAUGGAGAAAACCCAACGAUAUUGCCUUUAUCUAAGCAGUAUCAGGGUAAUUUUCCAUCCAAGUUUUAUACUACCUCUCCAUUAUUUUCUACAAUUAGCAAGAAGGAUGCAGAAACAAAUCUGUCUGCAGACUUUCAUGAAGAUGUGUGUACAGAUAACAACAGAGAACACAUGUCUCUCUCCUCACUGCUUUCAGCUCCGUUUCUUGACAGAUGUGAGGAGACAGAGAAGCAAAAGUCUGAUCAGUCCAUUGUGAAGCCAGAAUCUCCUCUAAUUACUGGGCACGCUAAAUCUAGUAGUCAGGCAGCCGGUCACGAGGCAAUGUCACACAACAUCAGGAGCACAGCACAGAUAAUAGCUCUUUUGAAGUCUAAACCAACAGAAGGAUGCAGAGAGCAAACAACAUCUGAAGUCACAGAAUGUCUUUCUGGGUUUCAGGCAUUAGAAAACGCAGAUCGUUCAUAUACCAAAAAAACCGCUAUCCUACCUGCUUUUUCAGGCAAUCCUGCCAAAAGAAUAAUUCAAAAUAUUCAGCACCUGCCUUUUAUGGAGGGAACUGUAAUUGAUAAAAAGGAAUGGAAUGCUGAAAUGCUUCUAAAUUCAGCUAAAGAACAACCUUGUGUUGAAAUCACAGGACAGAGACAUGACAAAAAGGUAAAUAAUUUGAGUCAAGAUUUACAAGAUCCCUGCAAUACAAAUAUUUGCUUCCUACCUGAAUCCACCAUAAGUAGCAUGAGUGACAGUCAGUUUGUCCCAUCCUCAGGUGAUGUUUCACAUUCGGCAAGUCCAAUCACCUUUGGAAAAAAUCUCUCCAGGUACAGGGAGCGUUCAGUGACUAACCAUCUUCAGGAGAAUUCAUCGGUGAAGUUGCAAAGUGAGCUUCAGCUGAGGCAAAAUGCAGAAAGAGUGCCUAAUGACCUGGAGCUCUCUGUGGACGUAACAUUGACUGAAAUUGGAACUGUAAAGGAGGAAUUAAGCAUGCAUGGCAAAGACUGUGGUCCAGAUGAACAAGUGAUGGAGGUUAACUUUAAUCUAAUGGAGGCUUUUAAUUUUAAUGACACAGACAAUGAAGACCUGUGUGAAAGAGAUGUGAAUAAGCUCACUGAAGGAGACGUGCUUUCACAAAGUCCAGAUUGCUUAAAGGGAGAAGAUGUAGAGCACAGUGCUGCAUUGAGACUUCAUUCUUGCAGUGAAGUAGUGACACACAGUGAAAAUAAAGAAGUCAAAUAUUCAACAUUUGACAGAGAGAAUGAUGGAAAUCACUGCACUGAGGGUAUACCAUCUUGGCUUUGUGACAACAGUGUCGGAGGUACAGGGAGAAUUCCCGAAGACUCUGCAAACCAGACCAGAAUUGAAGUGGAACUUUUGGGUGAUGGACACGACAUAAAUGAGAUUAAUGAAAGUCAACUAAGUAUUGAAGCCACAAACAAGAAGAAGGAUCUUGAUGGCUGUGCAGCGCAUAUCAUUAAUGGCACAUCAUGGAUAAAAAGCAAGCCCUCUGACCUUUUGCCUGGUGACACAAAUGUUAAUGAAUGUCACUCUAAAACCAGUAUGUUUGAGAAAACUGAAAAUAUUUCAUCUGUUUCUACCAGCAGAAUAAUUUCUGCAAUGGACAAAAAGACCGAAGAAGAUGUUGCACAGCUUGGAUGCAUGAAAUUCCCAGAUGCUGAACGCUUCUGGGGUGCUAAGAGUGAUGACAUUAAACCAGGUAGUUCUUUGCUGGCUUUGUCACGAAAAUCAGAUCCUAGCUAUGGCUCAUUCCAAUAUAUUGCAGAAGACCAUCAAAAGGUAUUUGGCAUUUCACAUAAGGAAGACACUCUCAUUUCCAGAAGUUCUGUCUAUCCUUUAGGAAAAGACCAUUCAUCUCCAGAGGAAACAGCAAUAGGUGAAACUGAGUUUGAAAAUGUAGAGAGCAUAAAUGCCUUUCAUGAAGCUUGCAAAGGUGAAAGAAUAGAAAUGGAUUGCCUGAAAUGCACGGCAAUGGCUGAAAAUUCAUCAGAUCUUCCUGAUUUGGUAAACAAUAUCGCUCUUCUAAGAGCUUUGUCUCAACAUAGCACAGCAUUAGAAAGCUUACAAAAGAUUGAGGAAAAUAAUAGCAUAUUAUAUGAAGCAGAGACUUCUAAAGAAAUAUUUGAACACCUUGUGAAAGAUGAAGCUAUAAAAUACUUUACAGAAAUGCCUUACUCAGAAAGUAUACAGGCAUCUUCCUCUUCAUACUUUGAUUCUCCUGGCUUUAUGCCCAGCUGUGUGGACAAUUUAUUACAGAAAACAGAAGCUUGUAUUCUGCCAAUAGCAGUGGCCCAAAGCGACCCUAGGACAUCUGGCUGCCAACCAAAGCCUGUUGCGUUUCAAGGGCACGAAGUAAAGGGAUCAGCAGCUAGUGAGAUAAUGUUGAGAGCUCCCUGCUCACAACUAGGAUGGCAGCAGUACCCCGGUAAUACGGAGGUUGCAGCUGAGAGAUUUUUGUCACCCUCGUUUUCAACCAAUUAUGUCCUUUCUGACUUCAGACAGUCUCCAGGUUCAAGAAGUCUUCAUGAGGAUGAUAUCGACUUUAUCAGAGAAGAGAAUUUUCAAAAGAAGUCUAACAUUAUUAAAGAGUCAAGAAUGGAUCAGUCCCCACAGGAGAAAUCCAGCGAUCCAGAGGAAUGCAACCUCUCCAGGUUCAAACCCACAGUUAAAACGCGAACUCCAUUUGUCACUCUUCCUGCCACUGAGAAGAUUCCUGACGCAGUUUAUCCAACUGACAGCAAGGAGGUCCAGCAAUCUUUCGGCUCUUCAGUCGUAAAUUUAUGCAACAAGUCAGCGGUAUUUCCUAUUAGUGCUUUUUGCCCUGAGGACAGAAAUUAUGAAACCUCUGUGUUUGGAGAUUAUACGGAAGACAGACAAAGGGAAUCUGUGCAACCAGUGUUCCCUAAUGUGGCUUCACAAUAUAGACAAAGCAAGUGGCUAAAAUAUCAAAACAGUGCUCGGUGUGACUCGGUAACUCAAAACAGCGACGACAGGGAAGUGACUGAUGACAUCUGUGCUGAGAACGUCCUUGGAAUGCUGCUGGGUGACACAGGAGGAAGCAGUGCUGCGAAUCAAAGUGCUCCCGGCUCUGCACCGCUACUGACGGCAAAAAACAUGCUUGGUAAAUGCUGUGCAAAUACCAGCAACCAAGAUUUGAUUUCAGAGAGGAAGUUACUUUCUCUGCACUUAAGUCAGACACCUUUGGCUGAAGCAACACAAAAGGUGUUAAGUCAUCUGAGCUGCCACACUGUAACAGGAGACGGCCAGGACAUAACAAUUUCUGAGUUGUCUUUUCCUAAUGUGGAUAAAGUAAAACAUGCUGAUCUUCCUAAAAGAAAGAUUUCCAUACCAACUGUGUUUCAGUCUCAUGUUCACUACAAACAGAUUUUUAAAGCUGCUCUGACAGAGCAAUUAAACAUAAUGCUAUUUGAGUUGUCACAAAGAUUACACAAUUCUCUUUCAAAAGUGGAUAUAUCAUUUUACACUUCAUUGAAAGAUGGGCAAAGUGCGAGCAAAGAAAGCUGCGUUCCACUCUGCAAUCACAUGCAUCCUGCUAAGCUUGUUAUGGUUAAAAAAGAAGGUCAAAACAAGGGUCGUUUGUUCUAUACCUGUGAUGCCCCAAAAGCUGAACAGUGUUCAUUUUUCAAGUGGAUAGAAGAUGUGAACCCUGCACAGAUAAAAUCCAGACCUAGUGUAGUGCUCCGUGAUAUAAAAAGUAUUGGGACAUACCUCAGAAGUCAAAAGAUUUCUCUCUAUGAGGGAUGCCAGCUUUUGGUGAGGAAAGCCUUUGAAAUUCAACCACAGAGGUGUAGUAAGUUCAAGAAACUUGUGAAUACACCUGCCAGAUUUGAUGGCGAUUCCAAAACCAAAUUAUACCUCAAACUAAGCAGAAAGGACCAUUAUUCUCUCUAUAGCAAAGAUGAUAUUUGGGUUGUUUCGAAGACUCUGAACUUUGAUCCCAUUGAUACUUUCAUUGCAAGUAGUGCGUUCUUUGGACCGUCCUCCAACAACGAAAUAGAAUUACUCCCACUGAAAGGCUACUGUCCCUCAAACUGGCGAUCAAAUAUGUUUGUUCAUGCCUUGCUGGUUUGUAAUGCUAGUGGUGAGCUUACAUCUUUAAGAAAUCUGGAGGAGCACUUCACUCCAUCUACGUUACCACUAAUACCAUAUCUACUAAAGAUGAAUUUUGAUUCUGAAAAUGCUUCUAAUAGAGUCAACAAAAGGAAAUUUAUUCCACCUGCCAUCAGCCUGAAACGCACAAUGAUGUAUGGACCUGUCAGCACUGAAGUGGCAAUGGGACUAGCUAAAAAGAUGAUCCAAACGUUUUCAUUGAACCCAGAUCAAGCUACAUCACUGAUUCAGAUAGCUCAGAUGAUGACCUCAUGUGAAAACAUCAAACCAGCGGGAGAACAUCAGAUCUUCCCUAUCACAAUCAUACGUGGUGUUUUUGGAGCUGGAAAGAGCUAUCUGCUGUCUGUGGUGAUCUUGUUCCUAGUACAGCUCUUUGAAAGCAGUGAAGCUACGGAGGGGCCAAGGCCAGCUCCAUGGAAACUUCUGAUUGCUUCUUCCACUAACGUUGCCGUUGACAGGAUACUGCUGGGUCUACUCGAUCUUGGAUUUGAGGAUUUUAUCAGAGUGGGAAGUAUUAGGAAAAUCACCAAAGCAAUUCUUCCCCAUAGUUUACAUGCUGGCUCAGGAAAUGAAAACGAGCAGUUAAAAGAGCUGCUUGCUCUUAUGAAAGAAGAUUUAACUCCAGUUGAAAAAAUGUACGUAAGGAAGAGUAUUGAGCAACAUAAACUGGGGACCAAUAAAACUAUACUGCAACAGGUAAAAGUGGUUGGAGUGACCUGUGCUGCCUGCCCCUUCCCUUGUCUGAAUACUCUUAAGUUUCCUGUAGUGAUGCUGGAUGAGUGCAGUCAGAUGACUGAACCCGCUUCUCUCCUUCCGAUUGCAAGGUUUCAGUGUGAAAAGCUAGUCCUUGUUGGAGACCCUAAGCAAUUACCACCAACUAUUCAAGGGUCUGAGAGUGUUCACGAAAAGGGAUUGGAGCAGACGCUCUUUGACCGGCUUUGCUUAAUGGGACAUAAAACAAUUCUUCUUCGGACACAGUACCGAUGUCACCCUGCUAUUAGUGCCAUAGCCAACGAGCUGUUCUAUGGAGGAAGUCUGAUAGAUGGUGUUUCAGAGAAAGACAGAAGUCCUUUAUUGGAUUGGCUUCCAACACUAUGUUUUUAUAGUGUUAAUGGGGUAGAGCAAAUUGAAAGAGACAACAGCUUUUAUAACAUGGCAGAAGUUCAUUUUACAGUCAAGCUCAUCCAGUCUCUGGUUGCAAGUGGAAUUAAAGGAUCUGCAGUCGGUGUGAUUACUCUUUAUAAAUCACAGAUGUGCAAGAUUCAGAAUUUGCUUACUGAUGUACACUCUGAGGCUUUUGAAAUGAAAGCUGUCCAGGUGUCCACCGUCGACGCAUUCCAAGGAGCUGAGAAGGAGAUCAUUGUUUUGUCGUGCGUAAGAACAAGACAAAUUGGGUUCAUAGACUCAGAAAAGAGAAUGAACGUUGCACUAACGAGAGCAAAGAGGCAUUUGUUGAUUGUUGGAAAUCUGGCCUGUUUAAGUAGGAACAGGCUGUGGGGAAGAGUAAUUCAUCACUGCAAAGGAUGGGAAAAUGGAUUACAACAUGGAAGCCAGUGUGAGCAGCAGCUAAACAACAUUCUUAAGUGUUACUUGGAGAAACGGAAGGAAGAGGAGCAGAACAAGAAGCAGGAAAAAUAAAAUGUGUGCCU
Messenger RNA from Cariama cristata (Red-legged seriema), 6182 nucleotides. RefSeq names its product zinc finger, GRF-type containing 1 (gene ZGRF1). Gene Ontology annotation, biological process: double-strand break repair. NCBI's taxonomy places the organism in Eukaryota, Metazoa, Chordata, Aves, Cariamiformes, Cariamidae. The record is from RefSeq and is a predicted model, not a curated record. Gene Ontology annotation, molecular function: zinc ion binding; helicase activity. The coding region runs from base 1 to 6171 and encodes 2056 amino acids. The transcript has 26 exons. Gene Ontology annotation, cellular component: site of double-strand break; nucleus.